This is a messenger RNA of Penaeus monodon (black tiger shrimp), 2694 nucleotides long. RefSeq names its product cytochrome P450 307a1-like. Gene Ontology annotation, molecular function: iron ion binding; monooxygenase activity; oxidoreductase activity, acting on paired donors, with incorporation or reduction of molecular oxygen. Lineage: Eukaryota; Metazoa; Arthropoda; Malacostraca; Decapoda; Penaeidae. The record is from RefSeq and is a predicted model, not a curated record. The transcript has 6 exons. The coding region runs from base 44 to 1603 and encodes 519 amino acids.
AAGCUGUAUCAGUCACUGCGUAGGUUCAGAGCUGCUCACAAAGAUGGUCUUCAUACUUGCUCCUGCAACCCUAGUGCUGAUGGUGGUGGUGGUGCUGGCCGCAGCACUGAAAGAGAUUGUCCGGCGACGAAAUGAAAAACAAUGUGCCAAUGUAACAUCAAAGUCAAGAAGAAGUGAAGACCUAGAAAUCGCCCGCCCCGCCACUGCACCCGGACCAAAGGCCCUUCCCAUCUUCGGCAACAUUUUCAACUUGGCAAAGUAUGGAGACUGUCCCUACGAAGGCUUCACGGCCCUCGCAAAAGAGUACGGCCCCGUCUAUUCCCUCUACCUUGGGAGUAACCACGCUGUUGUAAUCUCAAGCAUCGACACCAUCAAAGAAGUCCUCGUCACAAAAGGCAACAUGUUUGAUGCUCGACCCAACAUCAUUAGAUUUGGGCUGUACUUCGGUGGCGAUCGUCAGCACUCUUUGGCCCUAUGCGAUAUGAACACAGUUCAGAAGAAACGUAUCAACUUGGCAAGAUCUGUACUUAUGUUCAGGACCGGAGAAUCUCACAGCUACGAGAAAUUUAAGGAAAAUGUCAUCUCUGAAAUGCCUACGCUGACUGAUGAAAUCGACAAAGCUCUCAACAAACCAGUUAAGGCCAAAGAGCUUCUUUCGUACUGCGCCAUGAACAUCUUCACCGGCUUCAUCUGCUCCACCAAAUUCGACUACAGUGACCCAGCCUUCAGGGAUCUCGCUCGCAAAUUCGACUUCGUAUUUGAGGACAUCAACAACGGCCACCCUACAGACUUCUUGCCUUGGCUUGCUCCCUUCUUCUGCACUUACCUUAAGGAUAUCCAAGAUGUCGCAGCUCAGAUCCGGCAAAUCAUUCUGGAGAAGAUUUGCAACGACAAGUACAAGCAGUUGAAGUGUGAUCCGACCAACAUCAAGGACCUCGCUGACGCCUACUUCGCUAAUCUGCUGAACGAAAAUAAGGAUAACGAAACAUGGGACUGGCAGGCUAUUCUGUACAUCAUCGAGGAUCUGCUCGGUGGAUCCAGCGCCAUUGGCAACAUUGUUAUGAGGAUCUUCGGCUACGUUUUACAGAAUCCUCAUGUCUACGAAAAGCUUCGGGCUGAGAUCGACGAAAAAAUCGGCAGGAAUCAGGCACCGAAAAUGAACGACAAAUCCGAGAUGAUUUACACUCAGGCAGUGGUCUUCGAAGUGCUGCGUCUCACUUCGUCCCCGAUUGUCCCACACGUAGCAACGGCAGAUACCACCAUUGGAGGCUAUGCAGUGGAGAAAGGCGCCAUCGUCCUCCCUAACAUCUUCGGCAUCAACACAGACGGUGAACUGUGGGACGAGCCUGAAAAAUUCAUGCCUGAAAGAUUCAUCGUCGACGGUCAGCUCAAGAAGCCAGGACACUUCAUUCCGUUCAGCACCGGGAAGCGCGCCUGCGUGGGCUCCAAGGUGGUUGGCUACAUCACGUUCAUGGUGGUGUCGACUGUUUUCCAGAAGUACGACGUCUCUCUCCCUGAAGGCACGACGCCCGUUCUCCCGAAAGGCAAAAUCUCACUUCCCUGGAAUAGCUUUGAGUUGGUGUUCUCAAAGCGUGAGCAGUAAGAAAUCGAAUUCGAAAAAGUAUUUUGGUAAUUUUUUCUUCGAGUGAUUUGCAAAUUUCAAAAGGGAAAAAAAUACUACUAUGAAAAAUUGGACAAGAAAUCUCAUAUCAAGAGAAAAAAGGCUAAGUAAAAGCAACGGAAUUUCAUAGAUAAAAAAAUCUUAUGUCCUUUAUAAGGAACACAUUGCCAUAUAUGGCAGUAAGUCUUCGUACAGACUUUAAGUCUAUCGAAAUUAGGAGGAUAUCGUUUUACACAAAGCGUGAAGAAUUGUAUACCAAGCCCAAUUCCAUCUCGGUAGUAGGAAAACCUUCCAGUUGUCCGAUCAUUAUCAUUAUCUUCACUUCAGCGCCGUCAACUGCUUGUCUGGUGCUAAUAGUCCUACAAUUCCUCACUUUCUUCGUCUUGGGUUGAACAUACUCCUUUUGUAACAUAAUACUUAGUUCAGUUUCAUUCCGACCAAUAUGCGACAUUAUUCGGCUCUGCUUUCUAGGGCUUUUCAAACUUUGCGAAUAUCGAUAAAAAUAAACAAGUUUGACUUUAUAAAAAAAUAUAGAAUCCCGGUAUGCACGUUCACCGACACGUGUCAGAUUAUUUCUUAAUUUUUCUUUUAAAAGAAGCGUUUUUUUUUGUAAAAUUUGUUAUACUUUUUCACAAUGCAUUCAGUCCUUAUUCUUGUGUGCGAUACAUUGCAUUACCACAUUUUUUGUGCGACUCAUUUCAUCCACAAGUUCACUAGAGCGUAUUCUAUUUAUUGUAGAAAAUCAUCAUUUACUUCGUGUGCUGUGAGCCUCCGACAUUGAUGUCAAAGUUGGAGGAUAAAUUUCAUUCUUUCUUCUUUUAAGUAGUCUACUAGCUCAUUAUUUUUUAUAUAACGAUUGUCUCGUGUAUUUUCCGAGUUCGUGAUCUCGUUACUUAUUUAUUAUUACAACUUAGUGUUGAUAAGUUUUGGAAACUUGGAAAAUAUAGCUGCUACGAUAAUAUGGGUUGGUGGUAAAAUCACCCUUUUCAUAAUGCUCACCAAGUCUUAAUCUUUAUAGCAGCUAUUUUUUCCGUAGUGUUGUCAGUAUGUUCGAGUCACUCACCAUGUUUCCU